UGGUUUGCUCUCCUUGUGCUGUUCUAUCUGCACUUUUCCAUGAGAGUGGGGACUGCUCCGAUCUGUUCUUCCGACGGGCAGGCGGGAUGCCACGUCCCUCCCCUGGCCGAUCUCUUUGACCGGGUCAUACAGCAGUCCUCAAGAAUGCACGGCAUCUCCAGUGAUCUGCACUCGGAAUUUGAGCAGUAUUUUUUUCCCAGUGGAAACAUCAUAGGCAAACGGAGAUGCCACACAUAUGAUAUAAUCACACCGGAUGAUAAGGAGAAUGCACAAAGACUAGGACCAGAACAGUUGACUGAGGUGAUUCUGAGGCUGCUGGUGGCCUGGAGUGACCCUUUGUUACCGCUGCCCUGGAGCACACUUCAAGAUCAGAGUGAAGAUUUCAACCCCCAGAGCCACAGCAAGGCUCUGGAAAUCCCUGAGAUGGUCGACGAACUGAAGGAUGGAGUCCAAAAAAUGGCUGAGAGGAUGAAGUUAGAGGGAGUGCUCGGCAACACCGUGGGUUACAUUUCUGCAGACAGCCUGGUCCCCUCCUCUACCGUUUCAUUUUACGGACAAGGAGAACUCAGCCCUUUGUACCACCACCAUGACAUACUCUACUGCCUCCGCAGAGACUCCAGCAAGGUGAAGAGUUAUCUCUGCAUCCUAAAAUGUACCACCCUACCUGAACUGGAGUGUUGA
This is a messenger RNA of Menidia menidia (Atlantic silverside), 681 nucleotides long. NCBI's taxonomy places the organism in Eukaryota, Metazoa, Chordata, Actinopteri, Atheriniformes, Atherinopsidae. The record is from the annotation of a GenBank genome assembly.